Messenger RNA from Cotesia glomerata, 1016 nucleotides. RefSeq lists its product as uncharacterized. The transcript is spliced from 3 exons. The record is from RefSeq and is a predicted model, not a curated record. Lineage: Eukaryota; Metazoa; Arthropoda; Insecta; Hymenoptera; Braconidae. Bases 323 to 781 code for a protein of 152 amino acids.
UAUCCUAGAAGAAAAAAAACUUCUAACUGUAUAGGAUAAAAGUAGAGAAUGAAAACAUAGUCUUAUAUUGAUUGAACUGGUGUAAAUAAAUGGUUGAACAGGUUAUUGAUUGUUAUACCAGGUAAACUAUGAAGCAGAUAACGUCUAUUUUAUUCUACUCGCGAUCACAGUGGUGCUAGCUACGACCCAGUAACUAGUUCAGUUUUCUUCUCAAGCUGAAGAAAUCUAAAAUAGUUAAUUUAAAAAAUGACUAUUAGUUAAAAAAAAAAUUCCAAAAAUUAAAAAAAAAAUUUUUUUAAAAACAUAAAAAGAAAAAAUAAAAAUGGCACGGUUUGCUUACGAAUGUAAUGAUGAUAUAAAGUUAAAUGAUACAAAUUAUGAAUCAAACAUACGAACAUAUAUGUGUCCAGCUGAAAAAUCUUAUUGUCUGUAUUGCUGUUGCAAUCCACAGUGUUGUCUUUUGAUACAGAGACGUCCUCCGAAACAUUUUUGGGAAGCUUGGUACUUCUGGCUUGGUAUAGCUUUACUUAUUUUCCUAAUUUUAUCAUCUAUUAGCACUUACAUAGUCAGUAAUUGUCGUUAUGGUUUUAAUUUAAGGACAACUAGUAAUAAUUUACAAGUACCUUCACUAAGCGGGGGUACUAGAAUUAAUGAUGAAUUGAAUGAAAUAUCAAUUCAUGUUAUACCGACAACGGAUAUUCUAUUGUCAACGUCUCAUAUAAAAAUGCAAUUGGCCGCUCCACAGCCAAAUGCUAUGCACAUGACCCCAAUUGUAGCUUAAAAACAAAUGGACAAUCUCGUCUUUCCAAUAAAUUUCAAUGAUUUUUCUAUUGUUUAUUUAAAAAAAUAGAUUUUGGGACGUAUUUUUCUUUUUAUAUAUAAAGAUGAUGGAUAAAGAAAAAAAAAUUCUUGCAUCACAGAUUAAAACGAAUCGGCGCGAAAGUUAUUAACUGGAUAAUAAAUCACGUUAUAAAAAACUAUAUUUUUAACAAGUCAAUAAAGACAUUUUAAUAUUA